Molecule: messenger RNA, 1152 nt
Organism: Penicillium lagena
Lineage: Eukaryota; Fungi; Ascomycota; Eurotiomycetes; Eurotiales; Aspergillaceae
Product: SMP-30/gluconolactonase/LRE family protein
Exons: 2
Coding region: 1-1152 (383 amino acids)
Source: RefSeq, a predicted model, not a curated record
AUGGUUCGAAUUAUUGAAGACUUCACUGGUCUGAUCACAUUUCUCCCAAGUUCUUCGUAUCUGCUUGCAGCUUCAACGACCGCUCAGUCUGAUUUCGCCCCUCUGGAGCAAUAUCGAUCGCAAAGCUCUUACCGGCGCGUCACUACGCAAUUCACCAUGUCCACAACCAUGAGUACUUCGUUCCAGGUUCAUGAUCAGCGUUUUGCAGCAAUAACUGGCCAGUCCCCGAAAAUAGAGCUCUUAGCAGAGAAUCAAGUUUACUCAUUCGCUCACGAGGCUGGUGUUUUCUUUCCUGACACCAACAGUCUCUUCAUUACCAGCAACCGAUGUAUCAGUCCAAGCGGACAGCAAAAAGUGCAUAUUACUCGAGUCGACCUGAGUAAGAAACCACUCACCUGCGAGGAAGUUCGCACCGAUAUCCCUAUGGCUAAUGGGGGCAUUAACUACGGCAACGAUCACGUUCUCUUUUGCGCGCAGGGGUCCAUGACCGAGCCAAGCGGUUUAUACCGUAUGUCCAUAACCGCGCCGUACAAAGCUGAAUUGAUGAAGGGAGAUUUCUUCGGACGACCGUUUAAUGCUGUUAAUGACGUGGUGGUGCACUCGGACGGAUCGAUCUGGUGCACCGAUCCCAUUUACGGCUCUGAGCAGGGCUAUCGGCCGCAGCCAUGCCUGCCUAACCAGGUUUACCGGUGGUGCCCAGAUACUGGAGCUAUCCGAGCCAUGGCUGAUGGAUUUGGGCGACCAAAUGGCAUCUGCUUCUCCCCGGAUGAGAAGGUUGUUUACAUUACCGAUACAGAUCGGGUUCAUGGUGAUGGGACUGUCGACGAUCACCGAGCCUCUUCAAUUUACGCUUUUGAUGUGUCCACGUAUCACGGAGAGCCGUUCCUCACAAACCGGCGGCUCUUCGCUAUGGCAGACCAGGGGAUCCCAGACGGAAUUAAGUGUGACAUUAAAGGAAACGUGUACAGUGGUUGCGGGGAUGGAAUUAAUGUAUGGUCCCCGGGAGGUCUUCUCUUGGGUCGGAUCUUGAUUGAGGGUGGUGUUGCAAACUUUUGUUUUGGACGAAACGGGGAGAUUUUUGCUCUGAAUGAGCACCGUUUGUGGAGAGUCCAAUUAGGAACGGGCGUGAAGGGAGCAUUGCUCGGGUUAUAG